This is a messenger RNA of Nicotiana tabacum (common tobacco), 1210 nucleotides long. NCBI's taxonomy places the organism in Eukaryota, Viridiplantae, Streptophyta, Magnoliopsida, Solanales, Solanaceae. The record is from RefSeq and is a predicted model, not a curated record.
GUUGUAAUGCCAUGCCAUUUUCCGUGGGACUUGAGCCCAGUUUUGUUUUAAUGGAUUGGCCCAACUGAUGAAAAUACAAAGAAAAAAGAAACGAAAAAUCCAAUUUUACAGAGAAGCCGCCAUGGAUGAUGAAGCUUUGAACCUGAAGAGCUUCUUGAAAUGGGCAACUGAGCUUGGAAUCUCAUAUUCUCCUUCAACUUCUACAACCCCAUCACCAGAUUCUUGUAUGGGAUACUCCCUUUUUGUCUCUAGUUUCCCUGAAGCUGGAGGGAGAGGUUUAGCAGCAGCUCGUGAUAUUAAGAAAGGAGAAUUGAUUCUUAGAGUUCCAAAGGGAGUGUUAAUGACUAGUCAAUGUCUUAUGAGAAACGAUGAGGCAUUGUCUAUUGCUGUCAAGAAACACCCUUCUCUCUGCUGUACUCAGAUUUUGGCUGUUGCACUAUUAAACGAAGUGAACAAGGGGAAGAGUUCACGGUGGUGGCCCUAUCUAAAGCAGUUCCCCCGCAGUUAUGACACACUUGCGGAUUUUGGAAAGAUCGAGAUACAAGCAUUGCAAAUUGAUGAUGCCAUCUGGGCUGCACAAAAGGCUUCUCAGAAGGCUGAAGGGGAGUGGAAAGAAGCUAGUGCGCUUAUGCAUGAGCUCAAGCUCAAGCCACAGCUCCUGGCUCUUAAAGCUUGGCUAUGGGCCUCUGGUUCUAUAUCCUCGCGCACCAUGCACAUACCUUGGGACGAAGCUGGCUGUUUUUGCCCUGUGGGAGAUUUCUUCAACUACGUAGCACCUGGAGAGGAAACAUCUAAUUCUGAAGAUCAGGUCACUGGAGAGCCAUUUUCAUUGCAAGAAGACAGUAUGCUUAAAUCGGUAACUGAAUUGGCCGCAGCACAUAGGCUAAUCGAUGCUGGAUUUGAGGAAGACGUUUCUUCAUACUGCUUCUAUGCUAGAAGAAACUACCGGAAAGGAGAACAGGUGAUGCUGAAGUUAUUCCUCCCUUUCUUAUACUUUUUCUUUCUUCGUCUGUAUGGCAUGGAGUUAAUUAACUUAUAUGGCUCGUUUCGAUGAAAAAUUUGUGUAUGGUGGAUGGUCUUUCACUUGAUAUUCAGAAAAUUAGAAACUUCAAUGAUUAACAGCUCAUGUAUCGCAAUGGAAAUCCAGUGUCAUUGAAGUUUAAAUAGAUUAAGACAACUCCAUCUUCCUUUGAUUUUUGAACGAGUUUGU